AUGGUGAGGAACGUGGAUGACUUUGACUUCUGCCUGCCUUCGCAUGCCCAGGGCAUGCUGGAGGGGCUGCAGCAGCUGCGCGCCAACCCCAAACUGGCAGAUGUGACACUGGUGGCAGGCGGGCGGGAGUUCCCCUGCCACCGUGGCAUCCUGGCCCUCUGCAGCCAUUACUUCCAUGCCAUGUUCUCUGGCGACUUUGCCGAGAGCAUCGCGGCACGGGUGGAGCUGAAGGAGGUGGACCCCAGCGCACUGGAGAUGCUGCUCGACUUUGCCUACACGGGGAAGGUCACCAUCAACCAGGGCAACGUGGAGGGGCUGAUGCGGACCUCCAGCCAGCUCCACUUCCCCACUGUCCAGAAGGUCUGCAGCCGCUACCUCCGGCAGCAGAUGGAUGCCACCAACUGCCUAGGUAUCUGCGAGUUCGGUGAGAGCCACGGCUGCCCUGAGGUCUCCUCCAAGGCCUGGUCUUUCUUGCAGGAGAACUUUGAAGCCGUCUCUCGGCAGGAGGAGUUCCUCCAGCUCUCCAAGGAGAGGUUGGCUGUCUACCUCUCCAACGACCAGCUGCAGGUGCAGGAAGAACAGAGCCUGGCCGAGGCCGUGUUGCGCUGGGUACGCCAUGACCCAGGGCUCCGAGCCCAGUUCCUGCCUGAGCUGCUGGAGCUGGCCCACAUCAUGUCGCUGCCUGACCAGUACCUGCAGAACCUGCUUGCCACCGAGCCUCUCAUCCGUGACUCAGAUGCCAGCAAGGCCCUCGUCGCCCGAUCUUGUGCCACGAGGCAGAGUGAUGCCAGUGCCCAGAAGAACCCCCCAGCCCCACUGCAGAAGCUGGAGGAGGUGCUGGUGGUGGUCGGCGGCCGCGUGCUGGAGGAGAGUGAGGAUGAGGAUGGCGGGCUGGAGAUGCCAGCUGCGCCUAGGAACUUCGCCUUCUACAACCCCAAAAGCAGGCGAUGGAUAGCUCUGCCUGACUUCCCUGAUUACAACAAAUGGGGCUUUUCCCUGGUGGCUCUGAACAAUGAUGUGUACGUCACAGGUGGUUCCCGGGGCUCCCAGAACAACACAUGGUCAACUACCCAGGCCUGGUGCUUCUGCCCCAGGGAUGGCACCUGGAAGCCCAUUGCUUCCAUGCUGAGAGCCCGGACAAACCACACCAGCACUGUCCUCAAUGGUGAGAUCUACGUCAUUGGGGGGACAACGGUGGACGCGGUGGAGGUGGAGCGCUACGACCCCUACAGCAAGAGCUGGUGUGCCAUCAGCCCAGCCCUCAAGUAUGUGAGCAAUUUUGCGGCCACCAGCUGCUUGGGCAAGCUGUACCUUGUGGGCUCCUGCGCCGUCAAGUACAAUGCGCUCACCCUGCAGUGCUACAACCCUGUCCAAGGUGAGAGCUGGCCCCACUGCCGUGCCCCACCAAUGCCCAAGUACCUGUCGGCCCCACGCUGUGCCACCCUACGUGGGCUCAUCUACCUCAUUGGGGACAAUACCAAGAAGGUCCAUGUGUACAACCCGGAGGCCAACAUCUGGCAGAAG
Molecule: messenger RNA, 1524 nt
Organism: Pelecanus crispus (Dalmatian pelican)
Lineage: Eukaryota; Metazoa; Chordata; Aves; Pelecaniformes; Pelecanidae
Source: RefSeq, a predicted model, not a curated record